UUGUAUAUAUAAUAUAGUUGAAGUUGAUCUUAGCCGGGCAUAUUAUUUUUGUACACCGGCAGAUGACAAGUAAUCGGUUAUCGGCGGGCAAUUUAAAAAGACUAAGACGAAUUCUGUCCACGAGACCUCGUAGAGAUCGAUAACGAUUCGACUCCAGCGCAACACAACGUCAUGUCGGUGAUCAAUGUCAGCGGGAUCCAGUUGUCGUAAAUCCGCGGUAGCCUUUAUACGUGCUUGUGAUAAACUUUUUUAUUCUACCUGCUAUUUGGAUUUCACGUCACAAUGACGGACACAAUGCCAGUCGAAGAUACGUCGAAGUACGUUCUAGAAAUGCGAGGCUGGCUUAAUUGUCAACCACACCUACCCAAGGAUAACAUUGAUGACAAUCUACUUCUGCGGUUUGUACAUAGCUGUUACUACGAUGUCGAGAAAGCCAAGACAGCGAUGGACAGCUUCUUCAGCAUCCGAUUAUCAUGCCCCGAACUCCUCGAUGGCAGAGACCCUGAAUCGCCGGAGUUUCAGAAAGUUAUGAGUAUCCUGAACAUAGGUCAAAUUCAGACACCCCAGAACGAAUGUCUCUGGAUCUGGCAAUUAAAUGACCCUGGCCUCGACAAUUACGACUAUAUCCAGGACGCAAGAUAUUUUAUGUUAUCAACAGAUGCAUAUUUCAUGUCGAACACCUUUCUGCCAGAGGUAGACAUUGUUAUUUUAGACGCGAAAGACUUGAAUCUCAAAAUGCUAACCAAACUGAAUUUGUCCGUUGCUAGGAAAUUGUCUAAAUAUCAAGAGACAGCUCUACCGAUCCGUUUGAAACAAGUGCAUGUAAUUAACGCCCCGUCAUCGAUAGAUAAGAUUUUUGGUUUAUUAAAACCGUUUCUCAAAAAGGAAUUGACUGAUUUGGUCCACUUUCACUCUCCAAAAUCGAACGGCCUAUACAAAUAUGUGGAAAAGGAAAAUUUACCUACAGACUAUGGCGGCGUACAACCCUCGAUGGCUGAACAGCAUCAGAAAGUUAUUUCUAUCAUUAUGAACAAAAGAAAAGAACUGAUGAUCCAAAAUCUAUGGCGAGCGCUACCCACAGAUAAGAAAAAAGUUAAUAAUUCUAGCUCUUCUGUAUCUUCAUUUAGAUCGUUAGCCAUAGACUAAUAAAAAAAAAAAAAAAAAAAAAAUCAAAUAGUCGCCAAUUCGCAAAUAUUUUUUUAAAUUUUAUAUCUCCACAUUAUUUAUUGUUUUAACUUUAUUUAAAUACUUUUUUGUUAUCCCUAAUUGCUUCAAAUACUUUAAUGUAGCCUAGUAUUUCCAUUCAUUUAUGCUUUUUUGACCGUUAAAAUCAUGUUUCUGAAUAAAAUAGAAAAACCUAUGGACCUGUGUCUCGUAGGAAAUACAAAUGGUAUAUAAGUUGUACUGAUGAAAAAACUAAAUUAGCCAAUAGAUGGCGCUUUACAAGAUCUGCGGGACUGGCUUUAAAAUAGAAUGCUAAGGGACCAAGGUGUGGUGUAUAUGUCUCCGUAAAAUUGUAAACACCGAUAGAUCACAAUUCUUGAAGUGCAUUCAGUUUAUUUGACU
Molecule: messenger RNA, 1566 nt
Organism: Pieris napi
Lineage: Eukaryota; Metazoa; Arthropoda; Insecta; Lepidoptera; Pieridae
Product: alpha-tocopherol transfer protein-like
Exons: 8
Coding region: 283-1146 (287 amino acids)
Cellular component (GO): membrane
Molecular function (GO): phosphatidylinositol bisphosphate binding
Source: RefSeq, a predicted model, not a curated record